AUGGCCGCAAACUUAGCCACUAACGUAAAAGAAGUAUUGGAAGGUCAUCCAGUCGAUCAAGUUUACAGUUGGGUGCUCAAGAUUCAGCAGAAGCGAUGGAUAACGUGGAGACACGUGCCCACUAAGGAGAAUCCAGCGGACCUGGGGAGCCGCGGAGGACAAGUAAAACAAGAUGAUGAACUCUGGUGGUGCGGGCCGAAGUGGCUGUCAGACCCAAGUGCUUGGCCAGAAGAUAUAACAACCACCGCAACCGCAGAAACAUUAGCAGAAGCUAAGACGGUGAGGGAGAUUUUCAAGUUCGCUGACAACAAAGACGUAACUGAGCUCGACGAGCUGCUUCACAAACACAACCUAUGGCGUGUAUUACGUGUUAGUGCGUGGAUGGCGAGAUUUAUCCACAACAGCAGAAACCAAUCAUCAGAAAGAAAAAAGGGUCCACUAACUUCAGAAGAGCUGAAAGUCCAAAGACGAUUCUGGGAGGGGAGAGCACAGCAAGAAGGGAUGAAAUCGGAGAAAUUUGAAGAAGACCGCCGGCAACUCAACCUGCAGUUGAACCACAACGACCUCCUGGAGUGCCGAGGACGAAUACAAGGUGUCUACCCUGUGUAUCUUCCAGAAAUAGCAGUCUACACCGAAAAGUUUAUUCAAGAAGCCCACGAAAGUACUCUGCACGGUGGGGUAGGCAUGACAACGGCCAAAGUGCGCGAACAACACUGGGUUCCACGACUCAGGCGCCUCGUGAAACGCGUUAUCAAGAAGUGUGCUGGCUGUAAAAGAUUCCAAGCAACAGCACUUGCCGCUCCACCUCCUGGGUUACUGCCAAGGGACCGAACAGAGGGAACCACACCCUUUCAAGUCAUGGGAGUUGACUAUGCAGGUUCCAUCAAGUACCGAAUCUCAAGCAAGCGAGAAGGCAAAGCGUACGUCAUCUCGUACGCUUGCAGUUUAACGAGAGCGUUAUAUCUUGACCUGGCGAGGAGCUUGGAAACCAGUAAAUUCCUCCUAAGCUUGAAAGGGCUAAUUGCUAGGCGUGGCAGACCCAGCAAGAUCUAUUCAGACAACGGUAGUACCUUCAUUGGAGCAGCAACUUGGAUUCGUCAGGUCAUGCGCGACGAGAAACUGAGCGACUUUCUUGCCCACCAGUAA
Messenger RNA from Orbicella faveolata, 1146 nucleotides. RefSeq lists its product as uncharacterized. Gene Ontology annotation, biological process: DNA integration. Lineage: Eukaryota; Metazoa; Cnidaria; Anthozoa; Scleractinia; Merulinidae. Gene Ontology annotation, molecular function: nucleic acid binding. The record is from RefSeq and is a predicted model, not a curated record.